Molecule: messenger RNA, 4002 nt
Organism: Salmo salar (Atlantic salmon)
Lineage: Eukaryota; Metazoa; Chordata; Actinopteri; Salmoniformes; Salmonidae
Source: RefSeq, a predicted model, not a curated record
AUGUACACAAACAACAAGUGUGCAGCCCUCAGCUCUCAGCCCCCAGCCCUCAGCCCCCAGCACUCAUCUCCCAGCCCUCAGCCCUCAUCACCAGCCCUCAGCCCCCAGCCCUCAGCUCCCAGCCCUCAUCACCAGCCCUCAUCCCCCAGCCCUCAGCCGCCAGCCCUCAGCUCCCAGCCCUCAUCACCAGCCCUCAUCCCCCAGCCCUCAUCACCAGCCCUCAUCCCCCAGCCCUCAGCCGCCAGGCCUCAUCACCCAGCCCUCAUCACCCAGCCCUCAGCCCCCAGCCCCCAGCCCUCUUCACCAGCCCUCAUCACCCAGCCCCAGCCCUCAUCACCCAGCCCUCUUCACCAGCCCUCAUCACACAGCCCUCAUCACUCAGCCCUCAUCACUCAGCCCUCAGCUCUCAGCCCCCAGCCCUCAUCAACCAGCCCUCAGCCUCCAGCACUCAUCACCCAGCUCCAGCCCUCAGCUCCCAGCCCUCAUCACCCAGCCCUCAUCACCCAGCCCUCAGCCCCCUGCCCUCAUCACCCAGCUCCCAGCCCUCAGCCCCCAGCCCUCUGUGAAGGAGAGGCUCCUUCAUCAGCCAUUAUCACCCAGCCCCUGAUCUCCCAAGCCCUCAGCCCCCAGUCCCCAGUCCCCAGCCCUCAUCCCCCAUCUCCCCAGCCCUCAUCACCCAGCCCUCAGCCCCCAACCCUCAGUCGUCAGCCUCCCAGCAGUAAUCCCAACAGUAAACCCAGCCCUCAGCCUCCCAGCAGUAAUCCCAACAGUAAACCCAGCCCUCAGCCUCCCAGCAGUAAGACAAGCAGUAAGACCAGCAGUAAGACCAGCAGUAAGAUCAGCAGUAAGAUCAGCAGUAAGACCAGCAGUAAGAUCAGCAGUAAGACCAGCAGUAAGACCAGCAGUAAGAUCAGCAGUAAGACCAGCAGUAAGACCAGCAGUAAGACCAGCAGUAAGAUCAGCAGUAAGAUCAGCAGUAAGACCAGCAGUAAGAUCAGCAGUAAGAUCAGCAGUAAGAUCAGCAGUAAGACCAGCAGUAAGACCAGCAGUAAGACCAGCAGUAAGAUCAGCAGUAAGAUCAGCAGCAAGACCAGCAGCAAGACCAGCAGCAAGACCAGCAGCAAGACCAGCAGUAAGCACUGUUGCCAUGGAAGGAGCAGCAGCCCACUAGGGGAGAGGAGCAGCAGCCCACUAGGGGAGAGGAGCAGCUGUCUAUUGGCUGAGAGGAGCAGCAGUCUACUGGGGGAGAGGAGCAGCUGUCUACUGGCUGAGAGGAGCAGCAAUCUACUAGGGGAGAGGAGCAGCUGUCUACUGGCUGAGAGGUGGAGCAGUCGACUGGGGGAGAGGAGCAGCUGUCUACUGGCUGAAAGGAGCAGCUGUCUACUGGCUGAGAGGAGCAGCUGUCUACUGGAUGAGAGGAGCAGCAAUCUACUGGCUGAGAGGAGCAGCAGUCUACUGGCUGAGAGGAGCAGCAGCCUACUGGCUGAGAGGAGCAGCUGUCUACUGGCUGAGAGGAGCAGCAGUCUACUGGGGGAGAGGAGCAGCUGUCUACUGGCUGAGAGGAGCAGCAAUCUAAUAGGGGAGAGGAGCAGCUGUCUACUGGCUGAGAGGAGCAGCAGUCUACUGGCUGAGAGGAGCAGCAGUCUACUGGCUGAGAGGAGCAGCAGUCUACUGGCUGAGAGGAGCAGCAGCCUACUGGCUGAGAGGAGCAGCUGUCUACUGGGGGAGAGGAGCAGCUGUCUACUGGCUGAGAGGAGCAGCAAUCUAAUAGGGGAGAGGAGCAGCUGUCUACUGGCUGAGAGGAGCAGCAGUCUAUUGGCUGAGAGGAGCAGCAGCCGACUGGGGGAGAGGAGCAGCAACCUAUUGGGGGAGAGGAGCAGCAGUCUACUGGCUGAGAGGAGCAGCAGUCGACUGGGGGAGAGGAGCAGCAAUCUACUGGGGGAGAGGAGCAGCAGUCUACUGGCUGAGAGGAGCAGCAGCCCACUAGGGGAGAGGAACAGCUGUCUACUGGCUGAGAGGAACAGCAGUCCACUGGCUGAGAGGAGCAGGAGUCUACUGGGGGAGAGGAGCAGCAGUCGACUGCGGGAGAGGAGCAGCUGUCUACUGGCUGAGGAGCAGCAGCCGACUGGGGGAGAGGAGCAGCAGUCUACUGGGGGAGAGGAGCAGCAGUUUACUGGGGGAGAGGAGCAGCAACCUACUGGGGGAGAGGAGCAGCAGAGCAGCAGUCUACUGGGGGAGAGGAGCAGCAGUCUACUGGGGGAGAGGAGCAGCAGUCUACUGGGGGAGAGGAGCAGCAGUCGACUGGGGGAGAGGAGCAGCAGUCGACUGGGGGAAAGGAGCAGCAGUCUACUGGCUGAGAAGAGUAGCUGUCUACUGGCUGAGAGGUGCAGCUGUCUACUGGCUGAGAGGAGCAGCUGUCUACUGGCUGAGAGGAGCAGCAGCCAACUGGCUAGGAGGAGCAGCUAUUUACUGGCUGAGAGGAGCAGCAGUCUACUGGGGGAGAGGAGCAGCUGUCUACUGGCUGAGAGGAGCAGCUGUCUACUGGCUGAGAGGAGCAGCUGUCUACUGGCUGAGAGGAGCAGCAGUCGACUGGGGGAGAGGUACAGCAGUCUACUGGCUGAGAGGAGCAGCAGCCUACUGGCUGAGAGGAGCAGCUGUCUACUGGCUGAGAGGAGCAGCAGUCUACUGGGGGAGGGGAGCAGCUGUCUACUGGCUGAGAGGAGCAGCAGUCUACUUGCUGAGAGGUGCAGCAGUCGACUGGGGGAGAGGAACAGCAGUCUACUGGCUGAGAGGAGCAGCAGUCUACUGGUGGAGAGGAGCAGCAGUCUACUGGGGGAGAGGAGCAGCAGUCUACUGGCUGAGAGGUGCAGCAGUCGACUGGGGGAGUGGAGCAGCAGUCUACUGGGGGAGAGGAGCAGCAGUCGACUGGGGGAGAGGAGCAGCUGUCUACUGGCUGAGAGGUGCGGCAGUCGACUGGAGGAGAGGCGCAGCAGUCUACUGGCUGAGAGGAGCAGCAGUCUACUGAGGGAGAGGAGCAGCAGUCUACUGGCUGAGAGGAGCAGCUGUCUACUGGCUGAGAGGUGCAGCAGUCGACUGGGGGAGAGGAGCAGCAGUCUAUUGGCUGAGAGGAGCAGCAGUCUACUGGCUGAGAGGAGCAGCAGUCUACUGGGGGAGAGGAGCAGCAGUCUACUGGCUGAGAGGUGCAGCAGUCGAAUGGGGGAGAGGGGCAGCUGUCUACUGGCUGAGAGGAGCAGCAGUCUACUGGGGGAGAGGAGCAGCUGUCUACUGGCAGAGAGGAGCAGCAGUCGACUGGGGGAGAGGAGCAGCAGUCUACUGGGGGAGAGGAGCAGCAGUCUACUGGGGGAGAGGAGCAGCAGCCUACUGGCUGAGAAGAGUAGCUGUCUACUGGCUGAGAGGAGCAGCUGUCUACUGGCUGAGAGGAGCAGCAGUCGACUUGGGGAGAGGAGCAGCAGUCUACUGGGGGAGAGGAGCAGCAGUCUACUGGGGGAGAGGAGCAGCAGUCUACUGGCUGAGAAGAGUAGCUGUCUACUGGGAGAGGAGCAGCUCUGUCGACUGGGGGAGAGGAGCAGCUGUCUACUGGGGGAGAGGAGCAGCAGUCUACUGGGGGAGAGGAGCAGCAGUCUACUGGCUGAGAAGAGUAGCUGUCUACUGGCUGAGAGGAGCAGCUGUCUACUGGCUGAGAGGAGCAGCAGUCUACUGGGGGAGAGGAGCAGCUGUCUACUGGCUGAGAGGAGCAGCAAUCUACUGGCUGAGAGGAGCAGCAGCCUACUGGCUGAGAGGAGCAGCAGCCUACUGGCUGAGAGGAGCAGCAGACGACUGGGGGAGAGGUACAGCAGUCUACUGGCUGAGAGGAGCAGCAGUCGACUGGGGGAGAGGAACAGCAGUCUACUGGCUGAGAGGAGCAGCAGCCUACUGGCUGAGAGGAGCAGCUGUCUACUGGCUGAGAGGAGCAGCAGCUACUGGCUGAGAGGAGCCCUCUGA